Messenger RNA from Triticum aestivum (bread wheat), 528 nucleotides. RefSeq lists its product as uncharacterized. Lineage: Eukaryota; Viridiplantae; Streptophyta; Magnoliopsida; Poales; Poaceae. The coding region runs from base 66 to 341 and encodes 91 amino acids. The transcript has a single exon. The record is from RefSeq and is a predicted model, not a curated record.
AUUUCCAUCCACGUCGAAACCACGACCAAGCCAAACCAAGCAAGCAACCAAGAAGAGAUUGGUGGAUGAGCCUGAGGUACAUGAUGAGCAUGAGCCGGGUGGGCGCGCGGGCGGCGCUGGCUGUGCGGGACACCGUCGGCAGGUCCGCCGGCAAGGCCGACAGGGCGCAGGCGCCGGCGCAGCAGCAGGCCAUGGCCAGGGCCGGCAGGGCGCCGGCGGAGUCGGCGCGGGCCAAGGCACCGCUGGCCAGGAGGGCCGCCGAGGAGCGGCGGAGGCGGGCGGCGCAGGAGGAGUCGCUCCGCACCGUCAUGUUCCUCUCCAUGUGGGGCCCCAACGCCUAGCACCAAAUUAGUAUUACCGAUUAGCAGUGUGCGUGCACAUGGUUUACGUCCCGUGUGGUUAAGCGACUCUAAGUUUGCAAAUCUGUGCGUACAAGCCGAAUGUUAAGUAAUACAGUUUUGCUAAAGCACAUCUAAAUGUGCCAUAAGUAUUGCACAUCUAAGUCAUAUAUCAUUGAUCUUAUGUUAA